Melitaea cinxia (Glanville fritillary) is the source of this 5608-nucleotide messenger RNA. RefSeq names its product nucleoporin Nup188 (gene Nup188). The record is from RefSeq and is a predicted model, not a curated record. Bases 25 to 5562 code for a protein of 1845 amino acids. Gene Ontology annotation, cellular component: nuclear pore inner ring. The transcript is spliced from 16 exons. Gene Ontology annotation, molecular function: structural constituent of nuclear pore. Lineage: Eukaryota; Metazoa; Arthropoda; Insecta; Lepidoptera; Nymphalidae. Gene Ontology annotation, biological process: protein import into nucleus; RNA export from nucleus.
UAUAUAAUUCUAGAACUUAUAACAAUGACUACUACUGCAACACCUUACUGGAAGCGGCUGUGGCGCUGGGUAUCGUCGCAAAGCCUAACAGAAGAGGAACUAGUGUUGAUUUUAGAUAAAAAUGUUGUUCAAGCUUUGCGCGAAGGUCUUGCAAGUUACAAACCACUCAAACCAGAAUCAUAUACACAACUGCAAUCCAAAUACCCAGAUCAAACUAAGUUAUUAAGUGUUGUUCAAACUUUGCAGAAUUACAUUGAAAUAGAUUCUUUUCAAAUAUGGGAUAUCUUGAAACAUUAUUUAUGUGAUAUUUCCUAUGGAACCCCUGAUAAUGCCUUGAAGAAUUUAGCCUUUGUGGAUACAAGACCAACAUUUAUUCUUCCAAAUGCAUGGAAUUUCUAUUUUUCUGAAAGAUUAUAUCUUCUCAAAUUUUUACUUUACAUUAUUCAAUUUCAAAAUGACACAAGUCAUAAGUAUUAUAAGCAGUUUGUUAAAGUUAUUGAUGAUAUUGGACUUGAUUCCUUAAAGUCAUCACUUAUUGGUCAGUUUGAGAAAUUAUUAACUGCAACACCUCCACCUAGAAAAAUACAAGGGGACUUUGGAAGCGAGACCGUGAGACAGGAAUGGGCUGAGUCAAACUUAAGAGAGCAAUUAGUGAUACUACAGAAUCUUAUGUUAAUAGCCGAUAACAGCAAUUUUUCAGAAGAAGAAUUUAUCAAUCUCUUUAAAUUAUUUAGAAAACAUAGUUUUGGCAAGAAUCAAGGUUUCAAUAUAUUUUUAGAAGAAAGACAUAGAGAACCAUGUCUGAGAAUUAUGUAUAUGGAAGUAGGAAUUAUAACAUUAAUAUUGGAUAAAAAUAAAAUCAAGAGUGUAACGAGUUGGAUAGACAAGACCAAAGAGACAGUAGAAGGAGAAUUGAAUAAAUUGGAACCAAAUGCAGAACACAGUCUUAUGCUUAUUACUUGGAUGAUGUUAACAUUACAGAGUGAAUCUUACGCGAAAAUGUUUGAGAAUCAAUACCAGCACUAUGGAGCAACGGCACUGAGAAUGAAAGUUUUUGUGUUCAUCCAACAGAUGCUCAACAGUUCAGUGUUCACUGAUAACUCAAAAUGUUCACUAGUGACACGACACCGAUUGUUUAAACUUUUGAACGAAAUGUGUGACAAGUUUGAUGGAGAUGGUACUUUGAGCCACCAGCCUGGCAUCAUGCCUUUAUGUGCUGACCUCUUAAAGACUCCCAGCUUAGCUGAAGAAUUCUGGGAAUUAUAUCAAAGAGAUGAACUGUAUGGAGUGGUUUCGCUAUGGAAUACAGCUUUGGAGUACUUUCCUUACAAUUUCAAUGCGCUGUCUAUACUAUCAGCUGGAUUGGCUGAAGCAGGCAAGGACAGUGUAAUAAAUCUAAUAGCACAACUUAAAAAUCUUCCCGUCUACAGUGAGAUAUAUAAUCCAAACUCAGUUCCAAUAAUGUCAUUGCAAGCAGAUGACGCUAUCAUUGGACGCGAAUAUUUUCCUCUGGGUGAUGAGUCUUAUCGCAUCGAAACUGGUUCCAAAGCAACCGUCAUGGAAAGAAAAGAAGGCACUAUGAUACAUUUCCGGACUCCAUAUACCUAUUGGACUGUCUUUAAUAACGAAAUAGAAAAAGCGUUAGAUCGCAAGCAAAGUCAUCAAAACAUAAACGUUACUCUAGAACGAGUUUACGAAGGCACAAGAGUAUUAAAAGGUGUUUUGAAAGCGUUGAAAAAGGAAAUUCCAAGAAUGUUGGUCGGCCCGAGUGAAGGCGUGUUUGAUGUUUUGGUUCGGUUUAUGAGAUCAGAUGCACCGCCGUUGCCUCUGUUGAUUGAAUGUCUCGAAAUAUGUACGACUUUGAUUCAGAUAUUCCCAAAAGAAGUCCAUUUGAGGCUUAUCAAUACAGGUCUCUUACCACGUAUUGUCAACCAACAACUGACUCAUGUAGAGUACGCUAAUGGAGCAUCUUUGGAUUCUGCUGCAGUUGGUACUUACUUAGUGACCAUCGAACAACCCAGUGGAACUUACGGCUUCUUAGGAACUUACAUUGACAUGUUGUGUGCCUUUCUAGAGGCAUCAGAUGAUGACAGAAUAAUAAAAGAAAUCAUACUGCCAGGUCUAGUACUUAUGGUGCGCGAAAUUUUUCCAAAUGUUUGCGGAUGGCGUUACAACAACACUUCAGAAAGGCGUAAACUCUUACAGAGAUGUGCUAAACUGUUUACUCUUAUUCUCGAGCAGUCUAACACGAAACCAAGCAUGACAUUGUUGAGAAAAACUUGUGUGUAUAGUCUCAUGUAUACAGAGAAUACAUUGGAGCUACUGAAAAUUAUUUCAAUUGGUAACGAUCACCUAGAGCAUCUAAUACAAGAAGAUACAAAUUGGGUAUCAGGUCUCGGUUGUCAAUACACAUCAACUUUACAGCGAUGUCUUGCUAUUGUGAUGUUUGUACUUCGGCAGAAAUCUUUAGUCAGUGAUCUAAAAGAGGUCACACCUCUAGAAAGGCUUAUAUUCGCACAAAAUAAACAAAAAGAUGAGUUAAAAGUUGUGCCAAAGGUUACGAGCUAUAUCAACCAUGCAUUUAAUAAGAGUUUGUCGGUGCUCAGCUGCCGUCUACUGAAAAGGUUUGCCGAUGGUUUCCAAAUGUCAUUAUUUGCAUCACUAGACAUGACAGCUUAUCAAGUACGAGUGAUAUUCCUUGAUCGUCUCCGAGAUGAAUAUGAAACAAUUGAACUGAAAAUCGCUAUAUUAGAUUUUGUAACCACCUGUGUCGGUAAACAACCAGGACUUACCGAGGCUUUCUUUAUGAUGAACCACGAAAAAGUUAAAGCAGAAGAAAAAGAGAAAGAUAAUCAAAAUAAAGAAGUUACUCCCCAAACAGAGCCAGAUGACAGUUUUGAAGGUAUCCUUGGAUAUAUGGCCGAUUAUCUUGGAACUGUGAAGGCAGAUGCUAAAUUACUGCAUAGUCCACUACUGGCAUGUAUUAUGGCCCUAUUUCAUGCUUUGUGGAAGAACAAUAUGCAAAUUUUAGUCAAGAAACUUCGGGAACACCCGAAGUUUUGGGAACACAUGACCAGUCCCCUUUUUAGUGAAAUUCAACCAGAACUACGAACAUAUAGUCAAAUAUUUAAUGUCCUCGGAAUCGAACUUUUCGUUUCAAGAGGAAAACUUGAGAGUAAUUUCAAGGAUAUGUUAGAAUUAUUUUUUGAUACUAAUAAGAAACACUUGGAUGAUUGGAUAGAAUAUAUAUUUUCAUUAAAAGGUAGAGGUAGUGAAGAGGAUGUCGUCGACAAAGUACCAGUGUGGCUAGGUCUUCUUACAUCUUGGAAAGAUUUUACUACAAUCUUCUGUAAAUGUUUGCCUAUAAGUCUGAAUAUUGCACACAAGACGAAAAUGGUAGCGCCUUGCAUGACUGCAUUAUUAAAUGAAUUGGACGAUCUAAAAGAUGGCAGACUUGUUGUUAUUUUAGCAGAACUGUACGUUAUUAUGCUAGCAAAUUGGAAAGAUGAUUGUUUUGAUAAUCGUAAAACUAGCGCCAAGCAAAUUGAUAAUUUGUUAACUAAUACUGCUAUCGUUUAUGAGUGUCUACAUCCACGAGCUAUUCGUUCUAUAUUGUCCAUCGGAACGGUUGCUAUUAGCAGCUUGGAUUACGAAAUAAAGGCAAAUAGUGUGCUAGCUCAAAGUAUUAUACGUUCCGUCACUAAUAUUAAUAGUUUGGAAUUGGAAAAAUUGUUUGAUGAAAUAAGAGACGAGAAGAUAAAUGGUGCCAAACAAAACCCAAACGAAGAUAUACCGCCUAUAGUUUUAUCACUAGCCAUGCUUGAACAAUGCUUGGAUUUAUACGACGAUAUGUUUUCUGGCCUAUCUCAGUGGUUCCAGUCCACGAAGUUUAUAAAUAAGUUGCUCUGUUAUCUACAAAUUUGCUUACAAAAUAAAAAAUACUAUCAGACAUCUUUAGCUGCCCUGAGAUGUUUGACAGCGUACUCUAGAGGUCCAUUCUGUAAAGAUCUACUGAUGAGCGAUGUUGACCAAUUUCUAUGGAUGCAACUUCUACCGCCGAAGUUUGAAAACAACGGUAAUGGGAACAACCCUUUGUCUUGGAAACAUCAAGAGUGGUGGCGUGUCUAUGGUUACGGAUUAGAUUUUAUAUCGAUGAUGUUGAUGAAACAUGGACAAUUCUUCGCCGGCGAAGCGAUCACCUUUGUCGGUGUUCAUCUGGAACAUCUCAUCGAAACAGUUUUACUUCCUCGUCAAGUGUAUAACCUAGAUGCGUUGAAUUUAUGCGCAUCGACUCUCAACCUCAUCGUUCAGAUGGUGAAGUUCGAAGCGAGAUGGCGGCUUCAAAACAUUAACUCAUUAAUUGGCAUAAUGCGCGGCGCGAGCGCGUGCCUGCAGCAGUGCGUGCUGCUGCUGCUGCGCGCGCGCCGCUCGCCCGAGCUCACGCCGCAGCCCGACGACCAGCCGCCGGCCGCGCCGCCCGCGCCCGCCGCGCUGCACAGAAUAUUGGAAAUUCUUCACAUGGCAACACUCUGCCUGCUGUCGUUCAGUCCAGACUUGCUAUCCCUUUUGGCUGAUCCAGAGUUAGAUACUGAACGAUGGCAACCGAUUGUUGAACUCCACUUUGGUGCACCGAAAAUCACAUACGAGCAGUUCCCUCAACUCACUUUCGGAACUAUUCUGCCUGCGAUUUGCUUGCUCACAAAAUCGUUAAAUCACGCGUACCACUCGGAGGAGGCGAGCGGCGCGCGCUCCCCGCGCGGGAGGCGGCGUGCGUGCUCGUGCGGCGCGGCGGGAGGCGGGGCGGGCGCGGGGGGCGGGGCGGGCGCGGCGGGCAGUCCGGGCGCGCGCGCGGCGCGCAGCGAGUCCGCGGGCAGCAUGUCGUCGGCCGCCAGCGCGCUGCCCGCGCCCAGCGAGCGCCUCGUGGCCGGCGCGCUCGAGGCCACCGUCACGCUGCUGGCCUCGCAGGCACUACUAGCUGUUCGUGAUCCGCAUGUCCCAACUCGCCAUAAACAACUACUGCGACGCGAGCUCGCAUCUGAACUAACCGUUUUCCACGACUUCGUUCGCAAACGUAUUCUCUGCGCAGCGCACUCCCGCCCCCAUCUCGUCCGCAAUAAGUUAGGCAUGUGGCCGCUCGCCGCUAACGAGGAAGAAACAAAGAGGAUCGAGGAGGCUAGAAAAGAGAAAAAUCCCAGUAUCAGCGAUGAUAACGACAAGGAACUCCCUCCGCCGCCACCGCCUAAGCGGUCAACCCACGACUCCAUGCGCGAGUACAUUCUCCGCAAGCACUACCUGGACAAAUGUGCCCAAACCCCUACCAAGGAUCCGCCGUUGCCCGUUUCACAUUCUACACCCGCGUCCGACAAGAAGAAAGACAUAUCGCGGACCUCGAAGCGCGUGUCGUGGGCCGACACGACGACGGACAGCGAUGAUACUCUCGAUAACUCACAGGGCAUUGAAACCAUAUACUCAAAUUUAACAGAUGUACAAAUUAAUAAUGAUGAGGAUUAUUUCCACUUCAUGUCUAUCGUGUUUUUUUACAUUUGCCAAUCUGAGAUAUAGUAUUUUUUUUUUUGUUUCUUUAAGCUUAAUAAAUCGUUUUACAUUU